AUGCAUAAAUUGCUUACUCCACGUCAAGGUGCCAUGUCUACCGCAAAGCCGCAACCGCAGCCAUCACAGCCAUUCCAAUCCGACCCUCAAGUCUUGGACUCCAUCGAUAGAGCUCAGUCAAAACUCGAAACACUGAUGCGCUCAUUCAGAGGAGGCGAGAGCUCUGCCGUCCGCAACGCCCCCGGCGUACAGGCAACCAACACCACGGAAGGCCGUCAGCAAGCAGAAACCCCGGGCAGAGUGAACGCCGAGACCGCAAAGCUUAGACACAGACAUGACAGACUGGAGCUCGAUUUCCUGCUAUUUCAAAAGCGAAUGGAAAAGCGCCAGCGUCAGCCCACCAUCGCCAGAGAGUGGUGGAAGAGGGAGAGUGCUGCGAGGAUCAACCUCGCCAACGAACUCGGUCGGCUUCGGGAAGAGCAUGCAAGUCUUAAGGUCGAGCUUGAGGAGGCCAAAGCCGUUAUCAAGAAAUUCGAAGAGCAGGAGCCCCCAUCUGAGGAGUUGUUCUAG
Messenger RNA from Colletotrichum fioriniae, 510 nucleotides. RefSeq lists its product as uncharacterized. The record is from RefSeq and is a predicted model, not a curated record. NCBI's taxonomy places the organism in Eukaryota, Fungi, Ascomycota, Sordariomycetes, Glomerellales, Glomerellaceae.